Messenger RNA from Odobenus rosmarus divergens (Pacific walrus), 1044 nucleotides. RefSeq names its product spermatogenesis associated 1 (gene SPATA1). NCBI's taxonomy places the organism in Eukaryota, Metazoa, Chordata, Mammalia, Carnivora, Odobenidae. The transcript has 9 exons. The record is from RefSeq and is a predicted model, not a curated record. Bases 1 to 1044 code for a protein of 347 amino acids.
AUGUCCUUCAAUCCAAGCCGACCUUCCUCCUCAGAGGUGAAGGUAAAGCAAGAAUCAGAACUGAAACUCAAAUCAUUUGCUCCUCCAUAUGCUCUUCAACCAGAAUUAUAUUUGCUUCCUAUAAUGGAUCAUUUAGGAAAUAUUUAUUCAGCAUCAACUGUUUCUUUAGAUGGGCGGCAGACUAAUAAUGGUGUUGCUGAGGCUGAUGGAAUAAUCCACAGACCACUUAGUGUAACUUUGUUGAACGAAGAACCUGGAACAGAUCCCAGUUUUUUAGUAAACACUUUGAAAGAGCUUCUUAACAAAAAUCAGGAAGAAGGUGAUUUCAACUGGAGUGGGAAAAACAAAGAGGUUAUUAUAGUACGUUUUAGUAGUCAGAUAGGUAAAAAAGAGUGCAUCACCCUACCAGAUCUUAUUGAUUUUCCUUCACUUCCUUGUCAGCCUGCUCUUUCUCCCGGAAUAACUGAUACCUCUUUAUUACACAUUGAAAGAGAGAAGAUUAUUGAACAAAUGAAACAAGUAAAGGAAGAAAGACAAUAUCUGGAAAGAAUUAGAGAAGAACUAAUAAAAAAAGUUGAAAAGCUAUUUGAACAAAGAAAAUUGAAGCGAUAUCAUGCCUGUGAUGGUUGGAAGAAAAAAUACUUUGAAACAAAGAAAAUUACAGCAUCAUUAGAGGAGGUUUUAACAAAACUUCAAGAAGAUUUGGAACUUUACUAUAAAAAACUGCUCAUGCAACUUGAAGCCAGGGAGAUCAAGAUGAGACCAAAGAAUCUGGCAAACAUCACAGACUCUAAGAAUUACCUUAUAAUCCAGAUCACUGAAGUACAGCAUGAAAUUGACCAACUUAAGAGAAAACUGGAUACUGACAAAAUGAAACUCAUAAUAGAAGUUAAGAUGAGAAAACAAGCAGUUUCAGAUUUACGCACAUUGAAAGCUGAACUGGCACAGAAGAAAAUUAACACAUCUUUACAAUCCCAAGUAGGAAAUAUUAGAUGUAAAAAAGCAAACCGGUGGCUAUUUAGUUUUGAAGCUUUUAAGUAUUAG